Molecule: messenger RNA, 1980 nt
Organism: Cercopithifilaria johnstoni
Lineage: Eukaryota; Metazoa; Nematoda; Chromadorea; Rhabditida; Onchocercidae
Source: the annotation of a GenBank genome assembly
AUGAUGAAUUGGCUCGAAAUUGUUGAUAAGGCAGGCGGAGAAGCUGCAUGGGUUACUCAGCAAAAAAACUUCCCGAAGAGGAGUGGUAAACGACAAAAAUCGAGAGAUUCAAAUGAAAUAAUUGAAAUGAUUUUAAAAACGGAAUCCGUACAGAAGGUUAUAAGAGAGGAGUGUGCAAAACGGAAUACUACAAGAAAAUUGUUAUGUGAUGAAGCAAGGCAAAUAUUACGCAGCAUAUCGCAUCAAAUGCAAUUGUUAGUUGUACGAUCAGUUGGCUACGUGAUUGCAAAAACAAUCAGGAUAAUAUAUGAUGGCGUUUAUUUCAAUGAUGAACGGUUGUUGCAAAUACGGGAAUAUUCUAUGGAUGUUCCCAUUAUUUUUAUGCCAACACACAGGAGUUAUAUGGAUUUCUUGAUUGUUUCUCUUCUUUGCUUCAAUCAUAAUUUGUCUCUACCAGCUGUUGCUACUGGGAUAGAUUUUAUGGCAUCAAGAUUUUUGGGUGAGGUUUUACGCCGCUGCGGAUCCUUUUUUAUGAGGCGACGAUUUGGAAAGGAUAAACUCUAUUGGUUAUUGUUUAGUAGUUAUGUGCAAAUGCAACUACGCGAAACGGAUAAUUCGAUUGAAUUUUUCGUGGAAGGUACUCGUAGUAGAUCAGGCAAAAGUCUUUAUCCAAAAUUUGGUUUGCUGCAAAUGUGCAUGGAACCAUUCUUUCGAUGUCAAUUAUAUGAUUUGAUUGUUGUUCCAGUUACGAUCGAUUAUGAUAAGGUUUUGGAAGAAUUUCUAUAUGCUCAUGAACUUUUUGGCUUUCCGAAACCAAAAGAGACGACAAUGGGGCUUUUCAAGUCGCGGGAAAUUUUCAGUAAACGUUUUGGUCACAUUUACGUGAAUUUUUGUGAACCAGUCUCCGUACGAAAAUACUUCAAUGGGAGGAUAAACCGCUGGUAUCCACCUUGGCAGGCCAGUGCGAACAAUAAAUUGUCAGAUAAGGAAAAAGAGGUAGUUAAGGAUUUCGCGCUCCAUAUAAUACAUCUGCACAACUCAAAUAGUACAAUAACUAUUUGGCCUUAUACUUGUGCCAUCUUAUUGCAAAUGAAGAACACGAGUUACCAGAAGUUGAUAUUUAGUAAGCUACUAACUUCUUUGGAAUACUUCAUUGCAUUGAUCACAAGAAUGGGACGUCGAAUUAUAAUCAGAAAAAGCAUUACGGAUGAUUUGAGAUAUCAUUUGAAGUUGCAUUCCGAUCUGUUCCAAUAUGACAGUUUGUUUCCUAAUUCACUAUUAAAAAUGAGGAGAUUCAAAUGCGCUGAAAGUAAUAGUUCAAAGAAGGACUACAUAGAAGAAAUGUUGUGCGAAGUGAUCCUAUCACAUUAUGCUAAUCAGAUGAUGCAUGAUUUUGUCGACGUAAGCCUGUUAUGCCAUGUAUUGUUAUCUAAUCGAAUGCUGUCAAGAGCAAGUCACAUAUUCAGAGAACUUAGAUCGUUAUUUGUUUACGAAUUCGUUUGUUCAUUGCAAGAAGAAAAGAUUGAUAAGUUGUUCAUGGAGAGUCUCAAUUGCUUGUUGCGAAUUUCGGCCAUUUCACUGAAUAAUGGUUAUAUUAUCAUAAAAGAAGAACAGACACUGAAACAGAUUUCUUUCCUCAUGCAGCCAUUCAUUCCCAGAUAUUAUUGUGUAAUGCAGUCUCUGGUACAGUUGGUGGGUACUGAAUUUACAGAUGAAGUGCUUUUCGAAAAAUCGCUACAGCUUGCUGUAAAUCUAUAUGUUAGACAACAAAGGAACAACACGCCCCAGUCAAUCUGCAUCACAUCGGAUGUAACCCGAAAUGCAUUGUCAGCAUUUUGCAGGAUGCAAGCUACUUGCAGACAUAGUGAAAGAGGAUACGAUGUUAAUAUUUAUCGUUUGCAAGAAAUGAUGGAACUUUUGGAAAACAUCAGUAUGGUCGAUCUUCCUUUUGAUAAUCACUCGUUUGUUUCAAAAAUCUAA